UUAUAGAAAAAAGAUAAAACCUUCGAGCAGCGACGUCAGAGUACCUAUAUCUUUCUACUUUGAGUCAACAUAAGAUUAUAUACGAAGAAAGUAGUAAAAUGCUAUUAAUUUUUUAUUAAUUGAUGUGCACUACCUCGAAGAAAAUUGUUUGGUCACGGAUCACAUUUGUCGACCAUUUUUAUACAAUAUCUUUUUCUGCGAUCAAACAAAACUGAAUAUUUAUGAGCAACAUAUCGUAAUAUCGGGACCAAUGCGAAUGCUGUCGACAUAAAAUAUUUGUGCAUGUACAGAUGUACUGUGCCGAUGUAUAAAUUUAACUGAGAGACUAUCAAAAGAGUAGCUCGAUAUAAUUUUUGACAUGAACAUUACGUCCAGUAUAGGAAAAGGGCGAUCGAUACCAUCGUGAGAUGUCGUGAGAAUGUUUGAAGAUGGCAGAAGGUCUGUGGCUCCGACGUUUAUUUUUCGAGUAGCGAUAUAAAGUAGCGAUAAUUAGCAAAACGUCAAUCAGCAACAAACUCGAACUAUGUCACUUGACAAACAAAGAGCUUCAGAAACAAAGAAAAAAGUUUCUUCCGCGCGAAACUCCGAUUUUGCCAAAUAAAAGAUCGGCCGGAGUAGAAGAGAAAAUAGAAAAGUGAAAAUAAAAUGCCGAAAGGAAGUCCAGGAAAGGAUAGCAGCGAGAAUAUUCAGUUGGAGCCUUUGUCUAGGACGCCUAGGCGACAUGAAUCUACCGAUCCUGCUGAAAUAGACGCGAAGGCACCGUUAAGACAUGCCGCAAGAAAAACCUGCGAUUCAGGAGAUAGCAGCGCAGGAUUGCACAGACGUAACUUUUACGAGCGCGCAAAUGAAGUCGUUAGAUGUUCUGAGAGAAAGACUUACUGCGUACUUUGUGUUUGCUGCCUGGUACUUCUUGUCACAGCACUUAUCAUCGCCUUGGCGCCUUUGCGAACUGGCUGCGUUUGUUCCGAAGAAGACUCGAGUAAAAUUACGGAUGACGAAAAGGACACCGUGCCUCGGAUGGAGAAUGGAGAGGUGUUUCCAUGGGAUAACAUAAGAUUACCUGCCUUCGCACAUCCUACUAGGUACAAUAUUACCAUGCAUCCAAAUCUUACCACCUUAGAAUUUAGAGGACGAGUCACAAUUGAAUUCUAUGUUGAUGAAGAGACCAAAUUUAUCGUCUUCCAUAGUAAAAACUUGACAAUAAAGGAGCAAAUAGUGAAAGAGGGUCAAGAAGAACUGAAAAUUGCGAAAUUACUCGAGUAUCCGAAGCGCGAGCAGUUAUAUCUGGAAUUGGAAGAUUCAUCGUUUCGGAAAAAGAAUAAUUACACACUAUUUUUGAGUUUUAAUUCGACGUUAAAUUCUACUGAACUUAAAGGGUUCUAUUUUAGCAGUUACACUACGCCUGAAGGAGACUACAGAUAUUUGGCUACAACUCGUUUCGAACCAACAUACGCGCGCAUGGCCUUUCCAUGUUUCGAUGAACCACAAUUUAAAGCUAAAUUUAAGAUAUCAAUAUAUAGAGAUAGAUUUCACAUUGCGUUAUGUAAUAUGCCUGCGAUAAAUACAGAGGAGGCUGGAUUUUAUUUGGGUACAAAUCUCCUACGCGACGAUUUUCAAGAAUCUGUAGACAUGUCAACGUACUUGGUGGCUUUUGUGGUAUGCGAUUUUAAAAGAGUUUUCGAACUAACAAAGAGAAACACAUCUGUAAGUGUGUAUGCCGCAUCGCAUACGCUUCCGCAUAUGGUAUAUGCCACGACCACUGCUACUCGUAUUAUGGAUUACUUUGAAUCUUUCUUUGGCAUACCUUAUCCUUUGCCAAAGCAAGAUAUAAUAGCAAUUCCUGAUUUUGAACCCGUUGCUAUGGAGAAUUGGGGCCUAAUUACUAUUCGAGAAUCGUUUUUAAUGUACGACCCAAAAGAAACACCUACCGAAAUACAAGAAUAUAUAGCCGUUAUUAUGGCUCACGAAUUAGCUCAUCAAUGGUUCGGCAAUCUCGUGACAAUGAAAUGGUGGAAUGAUCUGUGGCUGAAUGAAGGUGCUGCGACGUUCUUUGAAUACAAAGGCGUGAAUCAUAUUUUUCCUGAAUGGGGCAUGAUGGAUUUGUUCAUAUUACACAAAACGCAACGAGCACUCGAGCUCGAUGCACUAGCCAAUAGUCACCCUGUAAGCGUAUUCGUCGAAAACCCCAUUGAGAUAGAAAGCAUAUUCGAUACGGUUAGCUAUUACAAAGGUGCUUCCGUCCUCUAUAUGUUGGAAGUAGUUUUAUGCGCGUGUGCUUUUCAAAGCGGACUAAAUGAUUAUCUAAAUACGCACGCAUAUGGAAAUACGGAGACCAAUGAUCUGUGGGAGGUCCUCACAAAACAUUCUAAAAAUUCAUCUGUUAGUACAGAACUUGAUGUGAAAAUUAUAAUGAACACUUGGAUCCAACAAAUGGGCUUCCCACUUGUUACCAUCAUUCGUGAAGACAGUACUAUCACAGCGACUCAAAAAAGGUUCCUUGCUUCACCUCGAGAAGGAGCAAAUACUUCGCGUCCAAAGUCACCCUUUGACUACAAGUGGUACAUCCCGUUGCACUGUUAUACAGACAAGGAUGACUCGACAGAAUCUUAUAUGGAAGUGUGGAUGAAUAUGACCGAUGCAACUUUCGACAUAUCGAGCGAUGUCGAUUACAUCAAAUGCAACAUCAACCAAACUGGCUUUUAUCGUGUAAAUUACCCGAAAGAAAUGUGGACUUCGAUCAUUAAAACUCUGAUAAAGAAUCAUACCAAGUUCAGUCCGGCAGAUCGGGCGAAUCUCAUCGACGAUGCAUUUGCGCUUUGCGAUGCGGGUGAGGUGGAUGCUUCAAUCCCGUUAGAACUUUCGCUUUACCUCGUCAACGAAAGAGAUUAUGCGCCAUGGGCGACCGUACUUCGGUAUUUGAACUUUUGGAAGGGCAGACUGGCAGAAAGCGUAGCGUAUAAAAAAUAUACCUUAUUCUUUAAACAACUAAUGGGUCCAAUUACAAGAUACAUUGGUUUGACGGAUGAAGGCUCUCACUUGAAAAAGUUAUUGAGAACAGCAGUACUAAAAUCUGCUGUUGAAUUAGAAAUGGAUGAUGUAGUGAAAUCUGCAAGAAGUCUUUUUCAAGAUUGGAUAUCGAAAGAUACACGCAUCGCACCCAAUAUACGGAAAAUCGUUUAUAUGGCAGGUAUCAAGUUCGGAGAGGAGACUGACUGGCAGCAUUGCUGGCAGGUUUAUCUUAAAACACAAAUCCAGAGUGAAAAAUUAUUAAUGUUGCAAGCUUUAGGCUCGACGAUGGAUCCUUGGUUACUUAAACGUUAUCUUCGACUAUCACUGAAUCGAAAUCUGCUUAAAGCGCAAGAAGUUAAUACUAUCAUAACGUCCGUUGCUGCCAAUCCACACGGACAUUAUCUCGCUUGGCGUCACAUUAAAGCUUAUUGGCCGCAAAUAGAAGCUUUAUAUGUAAAUGAAUCGUUCUCGAUAAGCAAUCUCAUACUUAGCGUUGUUCCUGACUACUUCAUUACAGAAUAUGAUUAUCGCGAAGUUUCGGAGUUCUUCAAGCAACGCGACGUUCGCAGCGCUAACCGCACGCUACAGCAAAGCAUAGAAAUGAUAAAAUUCAACAUUCACUGGGUAAAAAUAAAUGCAAAAAGCGUAAAUGAUUGGCUCACUACAUAUUUCACGGAAGUGAAUGCAAGUUAACCUUCGAUCGUUAGGAAUGAACUGGUCAAAAUGAAUUGAAAUUUAACCGUACAUUCAAUUGUACACAUUAUGGCUAAUUUUUCUACAAUUCUUAUUCGUACACCUUUAAGAAAUACGUGAUACAAAUUGCGAAAAGUGAGAUUCUCAAUUAUUUAAAAAGCAAAAAGAAUCUCAAAUGUCAUCUAGGUAUAAAUUUAUCGAUCAAAAGUCAACCAUUUUUGUUAGUUUCAUUAUAGGAAGUCGUUUCCGCAGGCAAAUUGAAUUUAAAAAACGAUAACUCUUCAACGAGUUUAAAUCAUAUUUCUUUAGAAAGGCGCUUAAACUUAUCCUGUAUAAAAUUUAUUAUAAUUUGCUUGCCGGAAAGGAUUCUCUAAUAAGUCUAUAAGAGAGAAGCCGAAUUGUUUAUAUGUAAUACAUUAUACACCGAUUUAUACACACUUUUGAAAGUAUUUAUUUAACAUGCACGCGGUGCGUGCCAAUCGAAUCAUUAAGUGUAAAAAGACAUAACGAGAGUAAAGACAUCAUUGUUCUUAGGAUAGUCGUUGAUAUUCGGCAGAUAAGAACUAACGACAUACGCCUAUUGGCAUUAAAAGACCGACUUUUAGCAAUGUAAGUUUAAUUUUAAUCGGUUUAACUUACUAUUUAUCUUUUUGUCCUAAGUAUUAGAAAAAGAUAAACCGAGAUAAAGUUUAUCUUACAUUGGUGAAGUCUGGCUGGUGAAGUCUCUCGAGUUUGCUACAUUUUAAUGUAACAAAAAAAGAUAAAAUCAUUUUCACGCCAUGUCCAAACCCUACAUUUUUUACUCAUUACAGUACUUUAUCACUACAAUAUUACUUUAACAGGGAGAGUCGAGCUUGCGACAAAGUCGAAGAAAACGCUGAUUACAUAUUAUAUUAUUCACGUACGUCCUAUGCAUAAGUCUGCGACGUAGCAGAUAUUUAGAGGUAAUAGAAUUAUUAUCAUGAUUGUAUGAGCAAUCGUUCGACACAUUUAAGUAGCAUAUCAGUGUAUGACAAAGAGAGGCAUAAUACGCUAAAUCUCUCGGGUCUAUGCCAUUAGCACCGUCCAGAGAGAUAUGGCGGCGUUAAAGAUAAAUUCGGUUGCGAGAGCCAAGUGGAUAUAUGUCAAAUUAAUUGUAAUUAAAAAAUCGAUGUAUAUCAUGUGUAUCGCAUAUUCGUGUUCGCUAAAGGUUCGCUGGAUGCGCAGGACACGUCUUGUAUGGGAUUGUUCUCCAUGCGAAGUAUAAAUAGAGAAUUGAAUAUUUUAUUAUGAGAAAAUAAAUAAAUUUGUAUAAUCUA
Molecule: messenger RNA, 5000 nt
Organism: Trachymyrmex septentrionalis
Lineage: Eukaryota; Metazoa; Arthropoda; Insecta; Hymenoptera; Formicidae
Product: endoplasmic reticulum aminopeptidase 1
Exons: 14
Coding region: 646-3702 (1018 amino acids)
Biological process (GO): proteolysis; peptide catabolic process
Cellular component (GO): cytoplasm
Molecular function (GO): metalloaminopeptidase activity; peptide binding; zinc ion binding
Source: RefSeq, a predicted model, not a curated record